GGAUACUCGGUAAAAACUGAUAAUUUUGGCCAAAAAUUGAAGGCAAAAAAGCCGUCACAAUUCACUAAAAAACCUUGAAAGCUUAGCAUUUCUUCGCGAUUUAUCACAAACACAAACACUUUAUUCGAAUUGCAGUCAGAUUCUUAAAUUUCUAAUAAUAGAAACCCCUGAAAUUUUCAACUCAGUAAUUUGAGGAUUGCGCUGCAAAAGGGCUCUGAAUUGUUGAACACCAGAAUCAAGAAUGCUGAUACGGCGUUAUAAUCCCAUGUCUAUUUUAUCCUCCUCUUCCUCCGCCGUCUUCAGCCCAGUUCACCGGCAGUUUAGGAGAUGUCCUCUUCCAUUAUUCACUCAAUUUUUGCGACCCCACUUCCCACCUUCACUUCUUUGUACCACCAUAUCCAGUGUCCCAACAACUCUCACCCCUUUAUUCUACUCUACUAACAGUGCAGAAAGCUCCACUACUGAUGCCCCUGAUGAACUGCAGCAUCACCUAUCAAAUUCUAAGCAAGGCCCUUUGAAACCAGGUCUAUAUCUAGUUGGAACCCCAAUUGGCAAUCUUGAAGAUAUUACUCUCAGGGCUUUGCGAGUCUUGAAAUCGGCAGAUGUGAUUCUUUCUGAAGAUACAAGGCAUUCGGGAAAAUUGCUACACUAUUACAACAUUAAAACUCCUCUUCUUAGUUAUCACAAGUUCAAUGAAUCUCAAAGAGCACAAUUGGUGCUGAGGAAACUACAAGAUGGUGAAAUUGUCGCCCUGAUCAGUGACGCUGGCACACCAGGCAUCAGUGAUCCUGGAAUGGAACUGGCUAAGCUGUGCGUGGAUAAGAAUGUACUUGUUGUUCCGAUUCCUGGGCCGUCUGCUGUGGUAACUGCUCUUUCGGCCUCUGGCUUACCUACUAAUGAGUUCACAUUUGUUGGUUUUCUUCCAAAGCAUAAUUCUUCGAGGAAAGAGAAGCUGAUACUUUCAGCAAAUGAAUCAGCCACACAGAUUUUCUUCAUUCCACCUCACAGGCUUUCUCAAUUUCUUGAAGAGGCUGCUUCUAUAUUUGGGGAGAGUAGGCAGUGUGUCAUGGCUCGGGAGAUGACCAAAGUUCAUGAGGAGUUUUGGCACGGCACCAUCGGCGAAGCCAAAGAGGCAUUCUUGGCACGCCAACUGAAGGGUGAAAUUACUUUCUUGAUUGAAGGAAAAUCAAUCAGUAUAGAUGAGGGUCCAUCAGAUUCCCAGCUCGAGAAUGAGUUGAGAGAGCUGAUUUCAGAGGGACAUUCUCUUUCAAUGGCCGUCAAGUUGGUAGCAAGUGGAAAGUCGGUGAAACGAAAAGCAAUAUAUUCUCUUGCAUUGAGGAAAUUUGGAGGGCAACUAGAAUCAGAGGAUGAAUAACCUAACUCUAUCCGUUUGAUAUCUUCUCCAACUGCUUUGAUUAGGAAAGGAGUUUUAUGCUAUUUUCCCCGUUCGUAUGAUACGAGAGUGUGAACUAAGGCAAAGAGAGUGCAGCACACUAUCUAUCGAUGACUGUUUGACUGAAUUCUUGUUAGAGAGAAAGGUUAUUAUUUUAUACCAAUGUGGAUACCAUGGAGUUAAAACCUUUGUUGGAGGACAAGGACAGCAAAUUUGGUAGAGAGCAACAUGAUUUUGAUAGUAGCAAAUUGUUUGUUAAGCAGUCUAUAGUUUUAGUCAUAGAUAUCACAUCUGAUUAUCAUUUUCUUUUUAUUGUUACUCUAUUGUACUUGGAGCUGCAAUUUGGUGUCUGAUGACAUUUUCGAUUAGUUUUUUU
Nicotiana attenuata is the source of this 1769-nucleotide messenger RNA. RefSeq names its product ribosomal RNA small subunit methyltransferase I. Gene Ontology annotation, molecular function: methyltransferase activity. Bases 242 to 1375 code for a protein of 377 amino acids. The record is from RefSeq and is a predicted model, not a curated record. NCBI's taxonomy places the organism in Eukaryota, Viridiplantae, Streptophyta, Magnoliopsida, Solanales, Solanaceae. The transcript is spliced from 10 exons.